Molecule: messenger RNA, 1465 nt
Organism: Haplochromis burtoni (Burton's mouthbrooder)
Lineage: Eukaryota; Metazoa; Chordata; Actinopteri; Cichliformes; Cichlidae
Gene: mettl21a
Product: methyltransferase 21A, HSPA lysine
Exons: 3
Coding region: 763-1419 (218 amino acids)
Biological process (GO): peptidyl-lysine methylation
Cellular component (GO): cytoplasm; cytosol
Molecular function (GO): protein-lysine N-methyltransferase activity
Source: RefSeq, a predicted model, not a curated record
AACCUUUUCAACAACUAGGUUUUCAUUUUUGUCUAAUUUACUCAGCCAAGGGAUGUUUUAGUAUUUUUUGUGCAUCAGUUAUUUUCAGUAUUAUCAAUAGAUAGCUGCCAUGGACCUGUAGCUGCAAUAGAUGCCAUUGGUGGCAGGUUCUUACUAAGAAAAUAUCCACCACUGUGCAGCCUUUUCAUAUUCGAUGAAAAUGUGUAUUUUUUUUUUUCUUUUUUAUUUCUUAUGUCUAUACUCUCAGCACAGAGUGAGUCUCUUCACGCAGCUCAAAAACCCUUUAUUUGCAGUACACCGGAAGCUACAUCGCUGCUAUGUGUUGCUACCUUUACAGACCUGCGGGGUUUUUUUCAGACCACGCCCCCUCCUAGCUAAAACACAACCCCGUUAAGAAAAUCUUGCAGACACGCCCAUCGCAAAGACUUACUCUUUUCCCAUUGGUCACUUUUAGCUGGGCUGUUAAGUGAUUGGCUAAAUUUGUUCGUUGACGUCAACACGGGUUGCCUUCUUCAGUUGCCUGAAAGCGAAUCGGUCUCUCGCGCUUCAGUAUUUAUUAAAGAAAACAAGCCAACUAUCAACGCUAAAAGUUGGUUCAUAUACCCUAAGAACAUUCUUUAACAAACGAAUUAAAUAAUAGCUAUAUAAUAACUCCAGAAGAUGGCGGAAACGAAUCAAUGAGCCAGCCGAGGGAAAGCGUCGAAGAAGAAGGAGGAGCGCACUGCGCAUGUGUAAACGAGUGUGGUUUUAUUUAUUUCAAACAUGGCUCUCGUUCCCUAUGUAGAAAACCCAUUGCCUGCGCUUUCCAAACUCCACAAUUCAUCAGCACAGUUUAGGUUUGCCAACCGCGACCUCCGACUCGCUCAGGACUGGAAAAAGCUCGGUGUGGCGGCAGUUGUGUGGGAUGCGGCGGUGGUCAUGUGUAUGUACUUGGAGCUGGGAAGAGUGGAGCUAAAGGGGAAGAAAGCAAUUGAAUUGGGAGCUGGCACUGGUCUGGUGGGCAUUGUAGCAGCUCUGCUAGGUGCCAGAGUGACCAUCACUGACAGAGAGCCUGCGCUGGACUUCCUCUCUGCUAACGUGAAAGCAAACCUGCCCCCAGAUUCCCAACAAUCAGUGGUGGUCUCUGAGUUGACCUGGGGCGAGGGCCUCGAGCGAUACCCAGCUGGAGGGUUUGAUGUGGUUCUGGGUGCGGAUAUCAUUUACCUGGAGGACACAUUUUUGCCUCUGCUGGAAACGCUGGAGCACCUGAGCUCAGACGCCACUGUGGUGUUACUGGCCUGCAAGCUCCGCUAUGAGCGAGACACGAACUUCCUAGGCAUGCUUAAGCAGCACUUCACCGUCGAAGAAGUCCACUACGACAAACAAAGAGACAUACACCUAUACAAAGCUUGCAAACUGACACGGAAGAGAGACUUGUGACCAUUUGUUCGUUUUAAUAUAUGAAAUAAAAUGUUUUAAAAUCAGA